CAAUAUUUCCGCUCUCAACUCCUUGUCGUCUGAUUACUCUCGCGGUUACUCAAUUCUCCGGCGUCUCUCAACAUCCGUCAACUAACCGGCGACCAUAGCGCCGCCUCUCGCCGCUGCACCCGGACUAAUGUAACUUCGACAGCUUCCUUUUAAUUAUUGUAGUUUUUAUGCUUGCAUAAUUAUACUCCAAUUAUCAGUUUACCGUGCUAGGGUUUAUCAGUUGGUGCUGUUGAGCUUCGUUGUAAACCUUGUUCAAUUACUCUUGUUUCUGUCUCUCAUUCUUUUGUUUUUUUUCCAUGUCGUGAAUUUCGCAGUUGGAUUUGAUUCCGGUAGUUGUUGCCAUCAAAUCAUGGUGUGAUUUCCUCUCCCCCGUUUUUUUUUUUUUUUUUUUUUUCCAGCUAGUGUGACGGUUACUUUACCGAAAUAGAGAUGCCGGAUGUGAUAUCAUGGAAUUGAAAGGUUUUUGUUGUUUAUGUUCUGAAUGUAGUCUGGCCGAAAAGAAACUGUUCUGGAUUUAGCAAAAUUCGUGGACAAGGGAGUCCAAGUUAAGCUUACUGGUGGAAGACAAGGUGAUAUGAAUAUAAGAGUAUUUUCGUAUUUUUAUUUUGACUAGAUUUCCUAUCUCGUGGAAGAACAUUUCUGUGAAAAAGUUGAUUGUAUACUGAUGUUUUUUGGCAUCUGUUUUAAAUGUUUACUUUCUGCUAAAAGAAAACCUUGUUUAUACCCUCAUUUGGUUUAGUCAUUUAGGGUCUUAAGAAAUGCUUGUUUUGUAGUGACUGGAACUCUAAAAGGCUAUGAUCAGUUGCUGAAUCUUGUUUUGGAUGAGGCUGUGGAGUUUCUGAGAGGGGCUAUCUUGGCAUGAAUUCAUGGAACUAAUCUAGGCUGUUUGACUCCCAUACUUUAAUUGCCUUCUCGAUUUACUAGGGGAUUUAUUUGUUGUAGCAUUAAGAGGACUGUUUUGGAUUGCAGAUCCAGAUGAUCCGUUGAAGACUACUGACCAGACUCGACGCCUUGGCCUGAUAGUUUGUAGGGGUACUGCAGUGAUGCUUGUUUCACCUACUGAUGGAAUCACUGUGACAUUAGAAGUGAGGGGAAGUUGCAGUUGGUUAAGGUUCACAGAGUUUUUUUUGGCUUUGGUUGGUUCCUCUGCCUCCUUUGUAACCCCCCUCGUGUUUUUUCCUCCACUCCAAGAGAUGAAAGAUGAUUCCUCUUUUUGGGUGGCAGAUUCCGACAACCAACUAUGUCGUCCCAUGAAAAGGAAGAGAAACGGAGAGAGAAAAAAGGAAUUCAUCCGAUGGGGAUCCAAGCCUUUAAUUGAGUUUCUAGAAUCAAUUGGGAGGGACACAAGCAAGGAGCUCAGUAGGCAUGACGUAACUGCCAUCGUGAAUGAAUAUGUAACUGCCAGAAACCUAGCUGAUCCAGUGAGGAAGAAGAAAGUUAUUUGUGAUCAAUGGCUUCUUGCUCUUUUUGGGAAAAAGAAGGUUCCACGGAUAAAAUUUUUUGAUCUCCUGGGAAGCCAUUUUGCUGAAAAUUGCAACAGUUCAGAGGAUGAUGUUCAAUAUAGUUCAGAAGAGGAGGAGAAUGUGGGGAAGAACGAUUCAAAAUUAGGUCGGAAACCAUCAUCCCAGAAGCAAAAAGUUCACGUUAAUCCAGAAAACUGUUUUGCCGCUGUCUGUCCUGAAAAUAUGAAGCUUGUUUAUCUUACAAAAACUGUAGUUCAGGAUCUUUUGAAGGUCCGUGAAAGUUUUGAAGAUAAAGUAAUUGGUAGCUUUGUGAGAAUCAAGUCUGACCCCAAUGACUACCGGCAGGAAAACUCCCACCAGCUGCAGCAAGUAGUAGGUGUAAGAAUGGUCGCUGAUGGUAUAGAUGUUCGUCUUCAACUUUCAAAUAAUGCAAAAGAAUUUCCAAUAGAAAAGUUGUCUGAUGAUUUCUUUUCAGAGGCAGAGUGUAAGGAUUUGCAUGAGAGAGUCGAAGCUGGUUUGCUUAGAAGACCUACUGUUGUGGAGUUUGAAACAAAGGCUAAAAUGUUACGCAAGGAUAUAAUGAAACGUAAGCUUAUUGAGCAAAGAAGAAAGGUACUCCAAAAACCAUCUGAACAGGAUAGACUUAUAACGGAGAUUCCGAAAGUUAUAGCUGACAAAAUAGAAUCUCAAGCCACACCCUUGGGUACAUUAGAAAUUGGAGAAAAGAAUAGUUCUUUGCCCAGACCUCAUGACACUGAGGCUUCAGAAAAUUAUUAUUCUGAUGAUGCUGGAACAAAACAAGAGAAUAGGUCUUCGCCCAGAUUUUAUGACUGGGAGGCUUCAGAUAAUUAUUAUUCUGAUGAUGCUGGUCCUGAUGAUAUUGAAAUUCCAUCUGCAACUGUUAUGGGCAAAUCAAUUGUUCCAGAAUUAGAGAAAACCUAUAUUAACAUUGGAUUGGCAAGCAAAGAAGCUGUAAAAGAUUGCCAAAACUUAAAUGUGUUGCAAAACGGAGUCACGGCUCAUAUGCAAGACCAUGAUGUAAGCAAUAGAGAAAUACUGGCUGUGGCUUUCAAAGAUAAGAUCAGUGCAGACUGCCAGAAGAACUUAAAUAUAACACAAAAUGGAGUUGCGGCUAUUGUGGAAAACGACGAUGAGAGCAGACGACAACUGCCGCAUGCAGAUUUACAACAUAAUGAGGGCUCAAUUCCAGGAAGAGAUUUAAUGUCUGCUGAAAUAAUCGAAUUGAGUGAUGAAGAUGAUGAUGAAAUUGAAGUGGUGAAAGUGGAGAAGCGUCCCAGUGUUGAUGUCCAUGAAUAUGCAUGGCAAUAUCUGGAUCCACAAGGCGAGGUUCAAGGGCCUUUCCCUCUAAUUCAGCUGCUGGGAUGGUAUGAAUCCAAUUACUUUGAGCCUGGCUUCAAGGUCUGGAAGAAUGGUCAAAGGCAAGAGCAGGCUGUGCUUUUAGUUGAUGCACUUCGAUGUGCAUUUCCUCUGGUGAAGAGAUUUUUGGCUUCCAUUGAUUACAAAAGGACUGUCCUGUGUCCAUCCCAUGAAGCUAAACUCUCAUUCAUCGUGUUGCUUUUGGUACCUGUUUCUCUGGUUCCUUUGUGGAUCAAUGAGGUACACGAAAUCACGAAUGAUGCCAAGUUAAUAUUUUACAAAAGCCAUCAAGGGGUACUGUCAGGCAUGGAAACUACAACAAAGAUGCUGUCUCCAACUAAUAGGGAAUUCGCAAACUUAGGAAGAUAUCUGAGUUUAUCCUUGAAUACAACCAAUCCUACCUUCUCUGCUAUUCAAACCGAGGUGGCUCCUACAUUGUUUUUAGCAUUUUCAACAAUUCCACACUUGUCUCAGAUUUCUUAUAUUACGCUGGAUGGUUUGUAUUUUUCAUACUUCAUCAAAGAUGGUCAACCAUAUGCUAUGUACUCGAAUACUACAUUGUCCACCUCCGCAUUUGCCAGUUCUAAUAACUAUAGUUGGUACACCCAGCCAGUGAAUCGGGAUACAGGAAAGCUUUGUGGGCAUUCAUUAACUUCUGCACCAUUGCCAAUCUUUAAUUCAAGCAGAUUGAGAGAAGCAUUGAAGAGCAGAGAUGGACGCAUAUCAGUAGGAGCAGGACGGAGUGAUGAUCAGGAGUUAUUGUUAUUCUACACUAUUGGUAUUGAUCAAAGCACAGCUCUAUCGCUAGGAUUCCCCGUGAAACCAUUAACUGAUUUCUAUUUGACUAGAAUAAGUGCAUAUGGUGGCGCGCUCUAUCUGGCUGCAAACGAUGGGACAUCAUUACUCACUCAUGGCAUUCCAAAUACUCAGAUGGUAAGGACUAGUGCUUCUGCUUCCAUUCAUAUAAUUAAUCCCCGUGAUCAUCAGAUAAGCAAGGCCGGCGAGCUUGCAUGUCGAACUAAUGACGGAAACCUUAAAGCAUCUAUUAUGGAAAUAUGGAAGCGCAAGUAUCUGUUUUACUGCUCAUCAGUUGAAGUUGUUGGAGUGCAAUCUGUUUAUGCAAUAGCUCUACCAUACAGCGGGCUAGCAAACUUCAUACAUCAAAAUGUCAAAUAUGCCAUUGUACUUCUUGUAAUAAUAACCUUUGCUUUGGUUAUUUCCAUUUGCACAUUCAUUUUCUUAACUAUUAGAGCAGCAAGGCGAGAAAUGUAUUUAUGUGCUGCGCUCAUUAAACAAUUGGAAGCAACUCAACAGGCCGAAAGGAAGAGUAUGAACAAAAGUCUGGCCUUUGCUAGGGCAAGUCAUGAUGUACGUGGUUCACUGGCUGCUAUUAUUGGUUUGGUCCAGAAUGUAUGUAAGCAUGUUGCCGCAGAAUCAGAUUUGCACAAAAAUUUGAAACUGGCAGAAACUUGUGCUCAAGAUCUCCUAGGUUAUCUACUACCUUAUUUAAUUCUUUUUUGUUUAAUGCUUUUCUAA
Molecule: messenger RNA, 4376 nt
Organism: Oldenlandia corymbosa var. corymbosa
Lineage: Eukaryota; Viridiplantae; Streptophyta; Magnoliopsida; Gentianales; Rubiaceae
Source: the annotation of a GenBank genome assembly